CUAAAACCAAACGUCAAGAUUUCCCGCAUAGAAUUUAUAGAAAAAUGGGGGCUGACCCCUGUCCUCAAACCGAGGCAGGACUUACGCCCCCACCGAAAUGGUGCAGAGGAUCAUGGAGACUUGAGAUCAUUCCCUAAGCUCUUGUGUCAAGAUAACGAUGGAUCUAUUUCUCAUAAUCAGUAUACAAGUAUAACACAUUUUGAACCUAUACCACACGAUCACGAUUUCUGCGAAAGAAUUGUUAUAAAUGUGAGUGGACUACGCUUCGAAACACAGCUAAGGACUUUAAACCAAUUUCCAGAUACGUUGUUAGGAGAUCCCAACCGAAGAAUUCGUUACUUUGAUCCAUUACGUAAUGAGUACUUUUUUGAUAGGAAUAGACCGUCAUUUGACGCGAUUUUGUAUUACUAUCAAAGUGGCGGCCGCUUGCGAAGGCCAGUUAAUGUACCUCUUGACGUUUUUUCUGAAGAAAUAAAAUUUUACGAACUUGGAGAAGCAGCAACCAAUAAGUUUAGAGAAGAUGAAGGUUUCAUUAAAGAAGAAGAAAAACCAUUACCGUCCCAUGAAUUUCAAAGAAAAGUAUGGUUAUUAUUUGAGUAUCCUGAAAGUUCACAAGGGGCGAGAGUUGUAGCUAUAAUCUCUGUGUUCGUGAUUUUAUUGUCAAUAGUGAUAUUUUGUUUAGAAACUCUUCCAGAAUUUAAGCAUUACAGGGUGUUUAAUACGACUACUAAUGGCACUAAGAUUGAAGAAGAUGAAGUGCCAGAUAUUACAGAUCCGUUCUUCCUUAUAGAAACUAUUUGUAUAAUUUGGUUUACAUUCGAACUAUCAGUGCGCUUCCUUGCUUGUCCAAAUAAAUUAAACUUUUUUCGUGACGUCAUGAACAUUAUUGAUAUAAUUGCAAUUAUACCAUAUUUUAUUACGUUGGCUACAGUAGUAGCAGAAGAAGAAGAUACGUUAAAUUUGCCUAAGGCCCCUGUAAGUCCUCAAGACAAAAGCACAAAUCAAGCAAUGUCACUUGCAAUUCUACGAGUCAUAAGACUUGUAAGAGUAUUUCGAAUAUUCAAACUAUCCAGACAUAGUAAAGGACUUCAGAUUCUAGGGCGUACCUUAAAAGCGUCAAUGAGAGAACUUGGUUUACUCAUAUUUUUCCUAUUUAUCGGUGUGGUACUUUUCUCAUCUGCUGUUUAUUUUGCUGAAGCAGGAUCAGAGAAUUCGUUUUUUAAAUCUAUUCCAGACGCUUUUUGGUGGGCAGUUGUCACUAUGACAACAGUUGGAUAUGGAGAUAUGACGUAA
This is a messenger RNA of Copidosoma floridanum, 1293 nucleotides long. It is a transcript of the gene shaker, whose product is annotated as potassium voltage-gated channel protein Shaker. Gene Ontology annotation, cellular component: voltage-gated potassium channel complex; membrane. The record is from RefSeq and is a predicted model, not a curated record. Gene Ontology annotation, biological process: action potential; protein homooligomerization; potassium ion transmembrane transport. NCBI's taxonomy places the organism in Eukaryota, Metazoa, Arthropoda, Insecta, Hymenoptera, Encyrtidae. Gene Ontology annotation, molecular function: delayed rectifier potassium channel activity; protein binding.